This is a messenger RNA of Antrostomus carolinensis (chuck-will's-widow), 1174 nucleotides long. Its product is annotated as spartin. Gene Ontology annotation, biological process: negative regulation of BMP signaling pathway; cell division. The record is from RefSeq and is a predicted model, not a curated record. The transcript is spliced from 6 exons. Gene Ontology annotation, cellular component: plasma membrane. Lineage: Eukaryota; Metazoa; Chordata; Aves; Caprimulgiformes; Caprimulgidae. The coding region runs from base 40 to 975 and encodes 311 amino acids.
ACCUGCAUUUUCUAGGUUUGUGACUGGUUGUAUCCUCUAAUGCGUAACCAGUCUCCUGUUCUGUGCUGCAAUACUGGAGUCUACAUGUUCCCUGACACGAUGUCCCAGAUACCAGGGUCCUACGUGGGAGUAGUGCUGUCCUCAGAACUUCCAGCAGCUGACAGAGAGCUCUUUGAGGAUCUCUUAAAACAGAUGUCUGACCUUCGAAUCCAGCCUUCAGAAGCCUCUAGUGAUGCAGUUAACUUGCCUCAGACUGUACAUAUCCAACCACAACCUGAAGGAGCAGAAAAUCAGAAAGAAUUACCAGAAUGGAGUGAGAAAGUUGCCCAUGGAAUCUUGUCAGGUGCAUCUUGGGUAAGCUGGGGCCUAAUAAAAGGAGCAGAAUAUACUGGUAAAGCUAUCCACAAAGGAGCUUCUAAACUGCGAGAACACAUUCAACCAGAAGAAAAACCACUGGAAGUCAACCCAGCUGUAGCAAAGGGGCUCCAUGUAGCAAAACAGGCUACUGGAGGAGCUGUGAAAGUCAGCCAGUUCUUGGUUGAGGGAGUGUGCUCUAUAGCGAGCUGUGUCGGAAGGGAGCUGGCUCCACGUGUGAAGAAGCAUGGCAGCAAAUUAGUUCCAGAUUCCCUUAAGAAAGAUAAAGAUGGCAAAUCCACUUUCGAUGGUGCUCUGGUGGUAGCAGCAAGUGGAAUUCAAGGGUUUUCCACAGUGUGGCAAGGUUUAGAAGGCGCAGCGAAGUGCAUUGCUAAAAGUGUUUCAACUGAGACUGUAAAAACUGUGAAAUACAAGUAUGGAGAUGAUGCCGGCCGUGCCACAGACAACGCUGUGAAUUCUGCAAUCAAUGUUGGCGUGACAGCAUUAAACAUUGAGAAUAUUGGUAUCAAAGCUGUUGUAAAGAGAACAGCAAGGGAAACUGGCCAUGCUGUGUUAGAUGAGUAUAAAGUAUUGGACAGUGAGAAGAAGGAUAAAAAAUGAAAGCACUGAAAUAUUUCUUAAAGCCUUACAUUAGAGCUGAAACUUCCUAUUUAGAAGUCACUAUGAUGCUACUCUGCAAUUUAACAGAAAUCACACUGUACUUCUCGAGCAACUGUUACUUAAUUUGAAGAUAUAAAAGCAGAGAGGACAUUCCUAGAAGGAAAAAUGAAAGUUGUCCUAACUCCUUGUGCUGUAUUGA